Salvia miltiorrhiza (redroot sage) is the source of this 2634-nucleotide messenger RNA. RefSeq names its product putative late blight resistance protein homolog R1B-23. The coding region runs from base 1 to 2634 and encodes 877 amino acids. NCBI's taxonomy places the organism in Eukaryota, Viridiplantae, Streptophyta, Magnoliopsida, Lamiales, Lamiaceae. The record is from RefSeq and is a predicted model, not a curated record. The transcript has a single exon. Gene Ontology annotation, biological process: defense response to other organism. Gene Ontology annotation, molecular function: ADP binding.
AUGGCAGCUGCUUAUGCAACUCUAGUUUCUGCUAUGAAUAUCAUAAACAACCUUCUCCAUCAUCCUCGCCCUCCUAUUUCUCUCCACACUAAACAAGUUGAGUCUCUCACUCAAAAGAUUAAUUUCCUGCUCGAAUUUCUCGAGUGGUAUAACCCCAAUCGUGGCUACUCCAAAGAAGCGGAUCCAUUGGAGUCUCGCAUUGCAGAUGCAGCUUAUGCGGCCGAAUUCGCCAUUGAAUCUCAUAUUUUCGAUGAGCUGAAAGAUGAUGGAGAAAACAUUGUUUGUCUAUCAAUAAGAAAAAUAACAAAUAUAAUAAAAAAAUAUAUGGGUUCUGAUGGCUUGUACGAAGCUCUGGAGAAGGUGAUAGAAGACAUGGCUUCUAUCGAAGAGAAGGCCAAGCAAAUUCAAGGGAGAGUUGGACUCCAACAUCAGCUGCCUCCUGAUUCCUCCAGAUCUUCUGAGAUUCCGCAGCAAAGUAUCAUGGUGGGUGCCGAGGAUGUCAAGCUUCAAAUGAUGGAUAAGCUCACUUCUCAUUUCUGCGAUCUACAAAUCAUUCCCAUUGUAGGGAUGGGCGGCUCUGGUAAGACCACUCUUGCUAGAAAUAUUUAUGAGGAACGUCUUAUUAAGAAGCAUUUUUAUAUUUGUGCUUGGGCUACCAUCUCUCAAGAAUAUACCAUUAGAGAAAUUUUUGCAGCUGUUCUUCGCCAGUUAAAUAUAGGAGUUGAUGACAAUUUCAGUGAGCGUGAAUUAGGAGAAAAAUUGUAUCGACAUCUUUAUCAUAGAAGAUACCUAAUUAUAAUGGAUGAUAUGUGGAGCAUUGAUGCAUGGGAUAGAGUUAGAAAUUAUUUUCCAAAUAACAAAAAUGGUAGCAGAAUAGUGGUAACAACACGGCUAUCGGAUUUGGCUUCUAAAUUACCUAACUCUGAUAGCCUUGAGAUGAAACUUUUGGAUGAGGCUGAAAGUUGGGAGCUUCUCUCCAAAACUAUGUUUGGGAAAGAAGGUUGCCCUCUUGAAUUGGAGGAAAUCGGAAAAAACAUUGGAAAAAGCUGCAAAGGACUUCCAUUGUCAAUUGUAGUGGUGGGAGGUCUUUUGGCCAAGUCCAAACAUGAAAAAGAGUGUUGGGAAGAGAUAGGGAAAAACUUGAAUGCAAGUGUUAAUUUAGAGGAUGAUGAACAUUGCUUGAAAAUACUAUACAUGAGUUACAAGCAAUUGCCAAUACAUUUGAAACCAUGUUUUCUCUAUAUGGGAGUUUUUCCUGAAGAUGAGGAGAUUAGUUCGUCAGAGCUCAGUAGAUAUUGGAUUGCGGAAGGAUUUGUGAAAGCAGUAAGUGGGAAAAGCUUGGAAGAGAUAGCUAAAGGGUAUUUAAAAGACCUUAUUGGUAGAAAUCUUAUUUUAAAGAGUACUGGAACUAGAGGAAGGAAGUGGGGAAAGAAGUGCUGCCAAAUUCAUGACUUGUUGAGAGACUUGUGCUUGAGAGAAGCUAAAAAAGAAAGGUUUUAUAAUACGACAUCAGAUAAUGUAGGCAUGAGCCUCUUGCCGCCUAUGUCACAAGUUCGUUCUUUGACGUGGAAUAUUCGACGAGAACAACCACCUCUCAUUCUCAAUAUGAGCUUGUUGAGGGUUGUGAGAUUCGAAUGGGUGGUCCGAAAAGAUUUAUUUGGAGACAUGAAUCAAUUAGUUAACUCACGGUUCAUUCAAUUUAAAAUAAUCGAAAGGAGGAACUUUCCUUGUUCAAUUUGGCGAUUUUGGAAUCUACAAACACUAAUUGUUCGCAAUGACCUUCAUGUUAUUACUGCGCCAAUUGAUUUUUGGUACAUGCCUGCCAUCAGGCACGUUGAGUUCAAUAGGCUUCGUCUCCCAGAUCCUCCUAACGACCAAGAUGACAUUAUUUUGGGAAAUCUGCAAUGGCUGGGGAAAGUAUUAGAUUUCAAGUGUAGUGAACAAUUCAUCAAAAACAUUCCCAAUAUAAAAGAAUUGGAUUUUGAUAAUAGGGGACAGCGUGAUGAUGAGAAGUAUUGUUUGAGCAAUCUUGAUUGUCUAACUAAACUUGAGUCCUUGGAUUGCACUUUUCCUGGAAAGUGUGUAAUCAACUUUCCCCAUUCGCUCAAGAGAUUGCUUCUUCGUGACGACACGGGCUUUUGGAGGCAAGACACGUUGGAUAAGGUAGGUGUGUUGCCCCAUCUUCAGAAGCUCACACUCCUAUAUGGGAACUUCAACGAAGGGAAGUGGGAAACAAAUGAAUGCCAAUUUCGCAGCCUCAAAUUCUUGAAACUUCACGGUUGUGAUAAUCUAGAAAUCUGGAAAAUUGAAAGCUCCCACUUUCCAUGCCUUGAGCGCCUUCAUCUUACAGACGUAAAGAAGUUGCGGGAAAUCCCUUUAGAUUUCGCAGAAAUAGCCACACUUAGAGAAAUUUUUGUGUGGAGUUGCAGCGAUUCGACAGUGGUUUCUGCAAAAAGAAUAUCAGAAGAACACGAGGACUAUUACGGGGAAGGAGCCCUUCAUGUUCACGUUAACCUCGAGCGAUAUUGCAACGAAGCUGGACUGAAGAGCUUGGAUAGUCCUAACUUUCGUGUUGUAUAUAGUAGAGAUUGUACAUUCGAUGUUUUAGAACUAUUGGAUUAUGCAAAAAAAUGA